This is a messenger RNA of Suillus bovinus, 1554 nucleotides long. RefSeq lists its product as uncharacterized. NCBI's taxonomy places the organism in Eukaryota, Fungi, Basidiomycota, Agaricomycetes, Boletales, Suillaceae. The record is from RefSeq and is a predicted model, not a curated record. The coding region runs from base 193 to 1164 and encodes 323 amino acids. The transcript is spliced from 4 exons.
GGCAGACUCGCACUGGCGUCUAUGAUCUACUAGUGGCGUUUGUUGGACGUAGCUGGCCCUUGAUGGGCUUAUGCUUCUGAUCGCAUAUGGUCCACUUGGCCAGCAAAGGCUGCUAAAGAACUUACCGUUAUCUGCCGCCCUACCCUCAUAAAAGCUGUAUUUUGUUCCACCGUGCUUUCUCAUUCUGCUGCUAUGUCGUAUCCCGACCCAGAAGAUCGCAAGCAUGUUAACCCACAACGAAAAUCCGACGAAAAACCUAUUCGAAAAGUUCACAGAUCCAAGGAUGUAAAGGAUUCUGAGGAGGAAUUCGAACUACCUAGGGAAUUUGUAGGCAGUUCCUCGAACCACGACAGGUUCGCAAGUCGUGGAAAGCAGGAUGAGCAUCUAAGACGAAUGCCACAGGCACAAAUGCAAUCGAGCAUCUGGCCAAAUCCUCCUACUCAACAUUCCAGUAUACAGCCACCUCGUCAGGCUGGCAAUCAUUCACACCAUUCACCUGUACAACAUGCUCCCGUGCAACAUUUCUCUGCACACCACGCUCCUGCACAACAUGCUUCCGAUCCGUACGCUCUUGCACAACUUGCUCCCGCGCAACACACUUCUGCGCAUCAUGCUUCUGCUCAACGUCAUUCUGCUCAUCCUGCUCCCACGCAACACUCCUCCGUACACCACGCUCCUGGCCAACAUGCUCCCGCGCAACACUCCUCCGCACACCACGCUCCUGCGCAACAUUCCUCCGCACACCACGCCCCUGUCCAACAUGCUCCCGCGCAACAUUUCUCUGCACACCACGCUCCUGCCCAACAUUUCUCCACACACCACGGACCUGCCCAGCAUGCUCCCGCGCAACAUUUCUCUGCACACCACGCUCCUGCACAACAUGCUCCCGCGCAACAUUUCUCUGCACACCACGCCCCUGCCCAACAUGCUCCCGCGCAACAUUUCUCUGCACACCAAGCCCCUGUCCAACAUGCUCCCGCGCAACAUUUCUCUGCACACCAAGCCCCUGCCCAACAUUUCUCCGCACACCACGCUCCUGCUCAAUAUUAUCCCGCGCAACGUCCCCCUGCACAACAUGCUCCCGCACAGUACCCACCUGCACAGUACCCCUCAGCUCAGUUUCCUCCCGCACAUUACCCACCAGCUCCACCAGGCCGAAGGUGAGCAAUGGUUCAGGCUCUAGGUAUUCAUCAUUUGCUGUGUGACUGCUACGAAUCCUGUACUACGUCAGAUGUAACAUUAACGCAUUUCCGGUUAUUCCAAAUAUGUACAACAAAGAAAAGUGAUGGAACGUUGAUUAUGAUUUGACAAAACUUCACAUGUUCCUCAAAGAAAUUCAUCUCAUGUCUACUUAGCGCAAUGCAGUGUUUGUCUUCCGAAACUCAUAGCCAGUACGUGUUGAGGAAUUCUCAAACAUUCGCUCGCACAGUAUCGAGAUCACUACUAAGAACACCCUAGGGCUAGAAGUUAAUAGUACUUGCUCGAGCCGACGGUACACCGGAUUAAUAUAUAUAGUUUCACAGCCUUGAGCCCUGCAGUGGCACUUAUUUGGUC